AGAAUGGAGACACAUAAAAAAUGAAGUAUGCUAUUUGCGAUUAUUAUAAUUGAAAAGUGAAACGCUUCAAAUGGGAUCAAUCAGCAAUCAUAUCUUGAUUAACAGUGGAGACUCGUGGAAUGUGAAUAACGCAAUAAGGACUGUCAAGUGAGGGGACGAAUACAUCUACGUGCGCAUGCUUGAUAUCGCAUUAGUUUGUGAGCUGUUAUUAUGAAUAAGAACUUGGCAUUCAAGAGGUCACAGUCAUUCAGCAGCUGAAAUAAUUCAAUUGAAGAUUAGACGAUAAUAUGUGCGAAUAAAGAGAGAGUAUUUCAAACAUAGUGAGGCAUAAGAGAUGGCGCAAGCAGACACAACAAACGAGAGACUUCUGUCAUAUGUACACUUAAAAGUUGUCCGAGGAGUCUUAAGACGUUUGUUGGAACAUGCUGUUGCGAAGGAAAAUCCUGAGUGGACAAUAGAUCACUUUUUAUAUCACCACAUUCGUAGAAUUAACGAAGCAGUUAUUGGUCGCGAAAAUGAGCGGCACUUUUUUCCUGGCUUUCGUCAAAACGCCGAUGUUGACAAUUGGCCUCUGUUCCUGUUUUCCUUUCUUAUACUUCACAUAACUGAUUCUGGAACGCUUCCGGAGGACAUAAAGGAUAGUGUUCGCUCGUUGAAUCAAAGUAGAGUAGAACUUUAUUCUCGAAUUGUCGUAGGCGUAAGUGACGAAUACUUUGAUGAACAUGUCAUAAAUCUUCAACAAACCAUGCAUCAUAUAUGUGAGCGUAUACACGACGCUCAGUUGCGUGCCGAGACAGAAAGACAAAUAAGAAAUGCACGUGAACACGUGGGGAUUCCUGGCGGAAUUGAUUAUGUGCAAGUGUUUAAUGUAUGUCAAGAAACUGAGAAAACUUAUCGACAGAGGGUUACUGGAUUUACUCCAGAUCAAGAACGACUUCACGACUUCAUCCAACAGAACACACAGAUUGCCCAACACCAAACAGAACCAGCUCUACAAGAAGAAACGAAAGGACGGAUUGUCAGUAUAAGAGAUGAUCAUCACUUGGCUGAUCUUGAAGCAGCUCAAAGACAAGGUCAUGACCUUUACAAGCCGUUUUUGCCGCCACGAAACAAUCCUGAAAGAUACCCAAUAACUUUGCCAGCGAUCCCAAUAGAGAUUGAAAUCAGAGGUUGCAAACCUCCUCAAAACCAACGGAUUUCAGAAGUUAUUGUCAACACAAUCAACGGCAAUUGUGUUCCUGAUAUUUCCCAAGAAACGAGAGAAAUUAUUAAGACUGCAUUUAGUAAUGCAAUCUCAUCGUUUGGAGAAUAUCGUGCCCGUCAAGGGUGUAUUCAACUUCUUGUACGACCAAACACAAUCGAAGACGUCUUUAGUUUGUUUAACGAGUGCGUUAACGGUAACCUUAGUGAGAAACUGAAACAGGUUCAAGAUUUAUUACGCACUUUACCAGGUUGGGAGGAAUAUGAACAGGAGAUUGUGCUCUACAAGGAAAAUUACGACCUUGUUAUGGACAGCAUAGCAAAGCAACUUGUCCAUGAAAUCCAAUUACAAGGAUAUAGUUUCCCGCCAAAACGAAACAUUACAGUAAACGAGUCGGAGCAAGGUUCUAUCCUACUGAAUGUAGCAUGCUAUUCGCCAGAAGACCGGAAAGCGUUUACACAUGCUGUUCGGCAAGGGCAAUUGAAGCACACAUUAGAUGUUCUUGAACAAAAUUUAAAACGUAUAUGCGCCAACGUAUCUUUGAAUACAAGACUGAUUGACGAUACAGAUACAGAUGGUGUAAAGUCCAGAGUUAAACGACACAUAGACCUUGGUUUCAGAAUCCAACCAAAUGCAACGUCAAGAAGACGGCCACUAAAAUUGCUGAAGAACAUAGACGUUACCAUGUCAUCAGACGAGAAACUACCUUCUGUAACAGGCUUUGCUCUCAACAAAACAGGACUAGUUAUCGCUGCAGAUCUGGCCAACAAAUGUAUUAAAAUGAUUGAUGUCAAGUCCGGUAUAUGUAAAGGAAGAUCGUUAACAACAUGCUGCAAGCCAGUCUGUAGCAAAGAAUGUAUCAAAAAGCAUCAUCCAUGGGAUGCAACUUUCAUUGAUGAGGCUCAGGCAGUGGUUUCUGUUCCUGCAGCAGGAAAACUCUUCUUCGUCGACAACAAAAAUGACGAAUUAUCAGUUGUCAAAGAGAUGAACAAUCAAAGACAAUGUCGAGGACUUGCAUAUUGCCGCGGGCGUUUGUAUGUAACGUAUGGAUCACCGGAAAGCAAAGUAAGAAUAAUGAACACCGAUGGAACGGAUGUACAAACGUUCUCGAACGAAUCUUUCUCCGAGCCAUGGUAUAUCACAGUGAAUGCGACCGAUAAGGCAAUGUUUAUAACAGAAACAAUGAAAAAAUGUGUCAUCCAUCUGGAUAAAAACGGUAAUCCUGUACAAAAUAUCGAACUGAAGCAACUUUUAGAUGGUCCGAGAGGUAUUGCCCUAUUACACGGCUCACAUUUGCUCGUCUGUGCCUACAGAUAUACAAAAACUGAUGUACUCUAUGAGAUCAAUUUAGAAAGCGGCGAAAGCUGUGUAAUUGUUGACGAAGCUUUAAAUUGUCCAGAUGGAAUUCAGAUUGAUAGUGAAUCCGGUUAUGUGUUUGUCAGUAUGUGUGAAAAUAACAAACUCGCUAUGUACCAGUUGUAAAUUUCGAUCGUCUGAAAGUAAUGUUUUCAGCACACACGACACGCGACAAUUUAGCAUGUGUUAUAGUCGUAUGUGACACAAAUGACUACAGAUUGAAAAUAUAGUUAUCAUAUGCUUAUUAUAGCUUAAAUUAUAUAAAUACAAAUGCAUUUGAAAAUGAGAUUUCUUAUCAAAAGAAUAAAAUCCACUAAUACUUUUAUAAUACAUGCUUAUUGCUUACAAGGAUGGAAUCUAUUACAUCCUUACUAAUGUGGCCUUUAUAAGUUGGUCUUAUUUGCUUGUUAUAAAAUGAUGAAGACAUCGGAUGAAAUUUGCUUUUAGUGGAUUGCGUCAUUUUCGAAUUCAUGAUGCAGUCUAAAUGCAGUAGCCAAUACAGUCAUAGUUCAUUAGUGUUCGUUUAUUUAACACUGUUAAGAGUCUUAAUCUUCUUCAAAUCAAUAUAUAUGAAGUAUAAACCAAGGUUACGUUUGUCACAAUUAUCAUACACACAUACUUUAUUUCGCUUCCAAAUAUAAUGAUAAAUAGGAUGUAUUGAAUGUUCAUUGAUCACUUCAAUAUCGAAUGUAUUUCACUGUAUUUAAUGACAGAAAGAUUGUUUUUUCUUUGACUAAAUGAGUGAGCAAAAUAAUAUUUAAUUUAUUUUUAUGUCAACCUACGCAACAAAGUUUUGUAGGGUGGUUUUACAGCCCACAUUACGGCUUCUUCCCAGUAGUGCAUGUCGAUAAUGUGAAUAUUUAACUGAAUUAUGCUAUAUCUUAUCAUUAAAAGACGAGAUAUAGUUGAUCAUUGUUUAUUUAAAUAUAGUAUCAUAUCACUUAUAUUAAACGUAUCAUUAACAUUGUGUUUGCAAUAUUGCCAUUUUUGUAGGAUAAAAUGUACACGAGCAUAACACUUAAGAUAGUGGUUUUACUAGUAAAAUAAUGUUCAAUUUUGACUCAAUAAAGAAACUUUAUACGCGCCAAUACGACUCUUAACAUCGCCCAUCAUAAAAAACGGUUUUUGAGGAAUAGUUUCCUGCGUUUCAAUGGUCUGAUAUUGAUGGGAAAACUGCACUAUAGAACGAUACUGUUCCCGUGUAUGUGUUCUGUUUAAAAACCGUUUUCCUGCAUCAGUGAUUGUACGUUUGUGCAGGUGUGUCUUUUUUCUAUGUUUGUAUGACAAAAAUGUUUCUAAAAGAAUAUAUGCAUGCGCUGUGAAUUCUCAAUAGUUAAUAUGAAUUAGUCAUACACAAUUUUUAUGUUUUCAAAAUAACCA
Dreissena polymorpha is the source of this 3937-nucleotide messenger RNA. RefSeq lists its product as uncharacterized. The transcript is spliced from 12 exons. The record is from RefSeq and is a predicted model, not a curated record. Lineage: Eukaryota; Metazoa; Mollusca; Bivalvia; Myida; Dreissenidae. Bases 335 to 2683 code for a protein of 782 amino acids.